CCUUAGUCUCAUCUCAUCUUUUUCUUCUCUCUCUAGCUCUUUCUUUUUCUCUUUCUGUAAGCUUACUUAUCAUCUUUUUCUUGUGUCGAGCCUUCUACUUUUCAUUAAAUUUUCUAUACUUUACCUGGUAAAGUUUACCAUUCAAUCAAAAUAUGGCCACCAUACCUAGUCGUAGUGAUUUUAUUGUUGGUUCCAAAUAUCGUUUAGUUAGAAAAAUAGGUUCUGGUUCCUUUGGUGAUAUAUACCUUGGAAUUAAUGUUACUAAUGGUGAAGAAGUUGCCGUUAAAUUGGAAUCAAUUAAAGCAAGACAUCCUCAGCUUCUCUACGAAUCUAAAUUAUAUAGAGUAUUGGCUGGUGGAGUAGGCAUCCCACAUAUACGAUGGUAUGGCCAAGAACGAGAUUACAAUGUCCUAGUAAUGGAUCUCUUAGGUCCUUCAUUAGAGGAUUUAUUCAAUUUCUGCUCCCGUCGUUUUACUAUGAAAACUGUUCUCAUGCUUGCUGAUCAAAUGAUAGGAAGAAUUGAGUUCGUGCACAACAAGAAUUUCAUUCAUAGGGAUAUUAAACCUGAUAAUUUUCUUAUGGGAAUAGGUCGUCAUUGUAAUAAAUUGUUUCUCAUUGACUUUGGUUUGGCAAAAAAAUAUAGAGAUAGCCGAUCUCGGCAACAUAUUGCUUAUCGAGAAGACAAAAAUUUGACGGGUACAGCUCGGUAUGCCUCAAUAAACGCUCAUCUCGGAAUUGAGCAAAGUCGUCGAGACGACAUGGAAUCUUUGGGCUAUGUGCUGAUGUAUUUCAAUCGAGGGUCACUACCGUGGCAAGGUCUCAAGGCAGCCACUAAAAAACAAAAGUAUGAAAAAAUCUCCGAAAAAAAGAUGUCAACAUCUAUUGAAAUGCUAUGUAAAGGUUUCCCAGCCGAGUUUUCUAUGUAUUUGUCAUAUUGUCGAGGCUUACGAUUUGAGGAGGCACCCGAUUAUAUGUAUCUUCGUCAACUAUUCCGCAUACUAUUUCGUACCUUAAACCACUCAUAUGAUUAUAUUUUCGAUUGGACAAUGUUGAAGCAGAAAGCCGCUGCCACCAUAGCUGGAACUUCUUCAUCGCAAAAUGUAGCUGCAACCGGGGCCACAGGCGGCCGUUAACUGUUUGAAGGAGAAUCAAAUCUGUAAUCUGCUUAAUGACACUUGAAUCCAAUGUUACCAUGUAUAAAAAAACAUAAUUGUAUUCAACACAAUUGUAACCACUCUCAACCCCUCUGACUAUCUAUCAAUAGUCACUAGGAAAAAACACUAUGUGCUUCAGCUCAUUUUGGCAGAUUUCGAAAUUACAUCAACAAUAAUCAUCAAAAACAAAACUAAAACCAGUGAGCACGCAUCUUCAUCAUCAUAAUCAUCGUUACCUUCAUCAUACUUAUCAUCAAACUACAACAAACCAACAACAACCAACAACACCAAGCAAACAAACAACUUUAAGUUUGAAUGUUUUUUCUCUUCAUUUCUAUUUUCUCUCACUUUUCUUUUGAGAGCGAUUAAACGCUUUUCAAGAUAACAAAUCACAUAAUCUUUUCAUUUUAUCAUCACCCUUUCUUUCGAUUCUUCCCUUCUCUACCCUCCUCAGUCUCUGUCUUUCUUUUUUCUCUGCCGGUCACCAUAAACAUCACAUUUUCAUCUUCAUUACCAUCUUCAUCAUGAUCAUCUUCACCAUCACCGUCAUUAUCAUCAUAAUUAUAAAUAUGGAUCCUAAUUUUUGAACACAUUUCUUAAAUUUGAGAAAAGUGUUUCAAUUACCAAAACUAGAUAAUAAAUGAAAUACAAAAAAAAACCUAAAUUAUUAUUAUUAUUAUCAUAAUUACGAUGAUGAUGAUGGUGAUGGUGAUUAUUAUUAUUAUUGCUUAUUAUACUUGUUUUCUCUUUUGGCUGUUGCCAUAAAUAAUAAUAAUAAUUCUG
Messenger RNA from Tetranychus urticae (two-spotted spider mite), 1937 nucleotides. It is a transcript of the gene CkIalpha, whose product is annotated as Casein kinase Ialpha. NCBI's taxonomy places the organism in Eukaryota, Metazoa, Arthropoda, Arachnida, Trombidiformes, Tetranychidae. The record is from RefSeq and is a predicted model, not a curated record. Gene Ontology annotation, molecular function: protein kinase activity; ATP binding. Gene Ontology annotation, biological process: protein phosphorylation.